This is a messenger RNA of Tremella mesenterica DSM 1558, 1848 nucleotides long. RefSeq lists its product as uncharacterized. NCBI's taxonomy places the organism in Eukaryota, Fungi, Basidiomycota, Tremellomycetes, Tremellales, Tremellaceae. The record is from RefSeq and is a predicted model, not a curated record. Bases 1 to 1848 code for a protein of 615 amino acids. The transcript has 9 exons.
AUGUAUUACCCCCUGACAACUUUCAUCUCUCUCCCUCCUCCAACAUACCGUCCCCGGAGAAGACUCAGUCCGACUAAUUACGGUCAACUAAGUCGACGUCGUAUUCUUCCUAUACUCUUAGCACUUAGCAUUCCCAUAUUGACUCUCCUCCUCGUUCGAGAACUGAGUCUGCAUCAUACUCUUCGCAAGGCCGGACAACAUCAAGCUUGGCUGGGAGAAAGUACGGACUUGGUAGUUCUGAGAAGAGAAUAUGAAAGGAAGAGGAGAAAAGAAUUGUCUUCUUUGACAAAGAAGAAGAGAUGGAGGAGGGAAGAGGGCUUUCGUCAGUCUCAGAGAGACGGGGAAGAGACCGCAGAAGGUGAGAGGGAGGAAGAGAGAUUGAGAAGAGAGGUUGAGGAUUGGUGGCCUGUUUGGUGGGGAAAUAGAGAUGAGGUUGGGAAAAGUCCUUGGGAUCAUACACCUAUAGAAGGGAGAAAACGGAGGGUCUUGUUUUUGACCGACGUUAUGAACACACACACGUACGAACUCGUUGACGCCGCUCUUCGGCAUCCUAACGUCAUCGUAGAUGUCUGGGGACCGAAAUGGGCUGGCUGGAACUCCUCAUUGCCUCUUUCAGCCAAUAUUAAACGUAGACAGAGAAGAAUCGCUCAGUUGGAGACUAGUAAGAGGAUUUGGGAGAGUGAGAAGCAAAUGGAGGAGGAAAGAAGGAAGCGGAAAGAUAGAGGAUGGUGGUUUGGGUUCGGGGAUCCUGGUAGACCUCCUGGAAUAGAGGAAGAAGAGGAAUCGCAACAGGAAUGGGUGAAACCUCCUUGGAUAACUGAGGAUGAGAAUGAGGAAGGGGAACAGGCAUGUGGGGAAGUUGUUUUUGAUAUUGCUUGGACUAUCUCGGACAUCUUUAAACAAAAAGAUCCUCUGGUAGAUGUCCUGGAAUGUGGAACCCUUCUGGUGCAACAAUUAGGCGACUGCCAUUCACUCAGAUGCAUGUUGGAAUGGUAUCCACAAGCCAACAAUAUAACAUUGUCAAAAUACGCCUUUGAGCUUCAAGAGGUGUUCGAGUAUGAGAGAGUGAGAAAGGAGUUUCCGAACUGGGAGAUGGGGUUGUUUGGACAUAACCCGGACACUGGUAACGAAUGGGAUUUCUAUCCUAUGCCAUGGAUGAACAAAACUGUCGACGCGAAAAUGUUUGGAUUUGAAAGUUCUUUCUAUCCGAUCCGCACUACAGUCAGUGAUCAACUCCAUAGACAAGAAGAAGAUCCUUCCAUACUCCCCUCUCCAAUCGUUCGACAUCUACACCCAGGUUAUUUCAUUUGGCCACCGGAAGAAGCCCGAAAAGUACCUUUGGAAACGUACCAGAGAAAUCAUACAUAUUAUGCGGAGCAUAGACGAUUAAGGGCAGAUUUUGCCACUCGGUUGAGGGAGACAAGGAUCUGUGUGUUUGAUGCGAGUUUGGAAAGGAAGAUGAUACGUAAAUACGCACAAGCUUUUUUAUCAGGUUGUGUGGUAGCUGCCGACCUUCCCACGGAACAAGAAUCCGCCUUGAAACGUUUCACUAUCCCUCUCAAACCAUCAUGGCCUAUUGAACGUAUUGACGAAGAAUUACGAAGAUACCUCGACCGUCCGGAAAGACUCCAUCAGAUGGCUUUGGACGCAUUUGCAUAUGCUCGGAAAGAGUUGACUACGACACGGAAGAUUAGUGAUGUUUUAGAUAUGGCCGAUGCGUAUCGAGCCGGUGUGAGGGGAUAUGAGCAUCCUCAUAGUUUCUCACUCCGAUGUCGUGCGUAUUGGUCUGGGGACGCAUAUCGACCACCUUGGUGUAAAGAAGAUCAUUUCAGGGGAUUAGAGGGUUAA